AUGCGCCCCCUCGCCGAGCUGCUAAGCGACGACCCCGCGCUCCCCGAGCUACAUGAGUGGAUCGCGGCGUCACCAAGCGCCGUCACCCUCCUCCCUGCGCCCGACUACGCCGGCACCACCCUCCAACAGCUGGGAUUCACGACGGGCUCGUUCCUCGGCACGCUGGCGUACUCCACUGGCGGGAUGAUCGUGGACUACUGGCUGCGGAUCUAUGGCGGCGGCAGUGCGGAGCUACCGCGCAAGUUGGUGCCGCCGGGCACGUCGUUCACUAUCCCCGCUUCGGACGCCACGGCGGCAGGCAUGAUCCUCGUCGGCGACGAUGUCGUCGGCGGGUUCUUCGCGCUCGACGGCGGCGUGCUCGGUAACCCGGGCAAGAUCCACUACCUCGCCCCUGACGCGCUGGAGUGGGAGAACCUCGAGCUCGGGCACGGCGCGUGGGUCGCGUCGAUGCUCAGCGGCGCGGUAAACCAGUUUUACGCCAGCCUCCGCUGGCCUACGUGGAAGGGCGACAUGAAGAACGCCACGGCGGACAAGAGCUUCAGCUUCUACCCCCCGCUCUGGACCAAGGAGGGGAGCGUGGCCACGAGCGAUAGGCGGCUGGUGCCCGUCACUGAGGUGUUAGGGCUCAAGAGGGUGUAG
Vanrija pseudolonga is the source of this 639-nucleotide messenger RNA. RefSeq lists its product as uncharacterized. Bases 1 to 639 code for a protein of 212 amino acids. The transcript has a single exon. The record is from RefSeq and is a predicted model, not a curated record. NCBI's taxonomy places the organism in Eukaryota, Fungi, Basidiomycota, Tremellomycetes, Trichosporonales, Trichosporonaceae.